CAACGAACCAAGACCUGAACAAUUUUUACAGUUAUCAGAAAAUUUGAUAAGAUUUAUGUGAAAUAAUGUUGCCCAAAAAACCUUAUUCUGUCCUUUCACUUGCAGCUGCUACAUAGGUAUGCAUACAUAUACCUAAACUUCUUAUAUUUCAGUCUGUAUUUUAGAAAACAGAAAUGAAGUUUAUAAUGAAACAGCCUAAAUCCAUGACAUGAUUAAAAAAAGAAUCAGUAAACAUGUAUGACGAUUUUCCAUAUGUUGUCUCAGAAUUCUUCAAAAAUUAAAAUCACAGAAUUUAACAGUUUUUAUGGUCUCUGCAGACCUAUGCAAUGUAGAAAUGUGGGGUACGUAACACUGGGGUUAGAAUCUACAACUAUCAGUACACUUCAACCAGUUGAGCUGGAAUUUAUCUACACUGCAUGUACAGUACUUGGCACCUCAAACACAUUUUUGGAUUCUUCUGCUAGAUAUUUUAUAUUUAUUUAAUAGAUGGAAUAGGUGAUUAAUAUCUGUCAAGAUUUUGGGCAGGUGGAUAUUAAAAGUUCAGAUACAACAUGUACAGUGUAAAAAUAGAAACUAGUUAUCUGCCAAUUUUGCAAAAAAUGCCCCAAGAAGAAUUUGGUUAAUGAUUCAUGUGAUAGGGAAAUUGGCAAUGUAUGAAAAAUCAAUUACACAUUGCUAUUGAGUUUAAAUUAGUAUUGAUUAUUUUUGAAAAUAAAUAAUUGGAAUUGUUGGGACAAUGGAACAUGUAGAAGAAGGCCAGACAUGUUAAUGGUCAGUGACCCAAACUGAAGUCGAGUGGAAUUAAACGAUAACCCUCUCCACAUGUCAUAAACCCUGUUAUCAAAUGGUCAGCCUGCAGUAUAUAUAAGGUAGAUACAUGUGCUUCUGUUAUCAUUGCAUGGAGAUGAACACAUAAUGACCACAUGUUUACACAUGUGCUUCGUUGACCAUAAGCAGAGUGUACAAUAGUACGUGCCUCACAGUUAUGAAAAUAUGUUUGGAGUUUAAUCAAUUAUUGUUCAUGUGCAGGACCAAAGCGUAAAUAUUAUAUGGACUAUUUUGUGUACAUUAACAUAACUUUGUGAGGUUCAAUAUUAAAUUGUCAUUUAUACUAAAUUGCAGGCCAGAUUAACAUCAUUCUGACGAGAAGAUGCCUGGAAAUCCAGUGGGGGUCUUAUUUGAUCCAGUGGAGAUGGUGAAUCAAUAAUGGUCAAAUAUGAAUCGAAAAGUCCUACAAGGAUUAUCAUGAUUAUCUCCCUUCAGCAAAAGAUUAUUUCCAAUGUGAACAGACAUUGUACUUUAAAGUAGAGACUAAAUCUUCUAUCAACUAUAAAGAUUAAAGGAUCCAGAAGAUCAGUCUAAAAUAUAUAAGUACUUUGAUGUACACCCAUCUGCUGUGAGGAUCUACCGUACCAUCUGUCCUUAACUGUCUGACAGCCAAUAAAAUUAAAAAAAAAAAAACCCACGAACAAUGAAUAACGUUAAUAUACAUCGACUGUUAACCACAGGUGUAGAAAAAACCAAUGAUGAAACAUUAUCUCAAGGAUGUUCAUGCUCAUAUAUUAACGGACAUUCACACUGCAGUCUGUUAUAAUUUGACUAGAGGAUCACUGUGCAUGCUUGAAGACAGGAAAUAUAGCUGUUAAUAAUUUAAGUGGAUAAAUAAAAGUGAAGCAAAGAAAACGAAAGUAUAAUUGGGAAAAAAAUUUCCUGCGCUCUAUUUGAAUAAUAUCAUUAGGGGGAAAAAAACACCAACAGAAUUGCCAUCAAUGGAAGCUAACUCGACCAAUUUGACAGCGCCCUCUACUGGUGGAGCGACUGUGUCCAUAGAGAACUUAUACCCUGCCAUCGUUCAGUGCUUUGUGAUUAUUUUGUUUGGAUACAUCGCAGGAAGAUGGGACGUCAUCACUUCCGCUCAAGGAAAGGGAAUCGGGACAUUUGUAUCCAAAUUCUGCUUGCCGGCGCUAUUGUUCAAGAAUAUGUGUAUUCUGAACUUUGGUGAUGUGAACUGGAUAUUUUUGCUGUGUAUUCUUAUCGCCAAGUCUGUAGUCUUCUUUCUUGUGAUGGCCCUCUCUUUGUUGAUCAAACGACCUCGCAAUUAUGGGAUAGCAGGACUUUUUGCCAUCUUUGCCACUCAGAGCAAUGAUUUUGCGCUUGGUUUUCCAUUAUUACAAUCUCUGUAUGCAGACACACACCCUGAGUACCUGAAGUAUAUUUACCUGAUAGCUCCAAUCUCAGUGAUCGUACUUAAUCCGAUCGGGUUUGUCCUGCUGGAAAUACAGAACCACAGAGAGCGGGAAGCAGAGAACUCUUCUGUAGAGAUCAAAGGUGAAGGGUCGUGUAUGCCUCUGUCCAUUGGUUUACACGUCAUCAAAGGGGUCGUCACCAAUCCCAUCGUGUUCAUGACAGUCAUAGGAAUCAUCGGCAAUUUUGUGUUUCACAGGAACAUUCCAGAUGUUUUGUCAGACAUAUUGGAUGUGUUUGGUGAUGCUUUUGCUGCAUCUGCCCUGUUCUACCUUGGAAUGAGCAUGGUCGGAAAAGUCAAAGGACAGAUCAGCUUGGCUAUGGUCGUUCCAUUGCUGCUGAUAGGGGCCAAAGGACUCCUGUUGCCCCUGGUAACCUGGCUGGUCGUGGGAGGAAUCGAGCGGAUCAGUGACAACACUAACUCCACGUCGGACGCCAUGUUUGGCUUCCUGUACGGAACAUUCCCCACAGCGCCCUCUGUCUUUCUUUAUGCUAGUCAUUACUCCACAGCCACGGAUCUGGUGGCGACCGGUAUGGUGGCGGGGACGUUCCUGGCGGCCCCCCUGAUGUUCGUGUCCGCGCGGAUGCUGAGUGUCGUGGUGGUCAGUGAAAUGGACUACAAAGAUCUCCUUCUCCAGACAUCCUUCGACGCCAGCGUCAUCAGCAUGGUCGCUUGUGUGUGGGUGCUGAUCAUAAUGAUCGCCAGCAAGCGGUUCAAGAGGAUACCCCACCAGUUUCUAGUCUGUCUUAUUCUGUCUCAUUUCAUCUCGUGCUUGGGUAUGGUGAUUUACAGCUACAAAGACUGUAAGGAGGAUAUGGCGACAUGGAAGCACUACAUUGAGUUCACCAUGAUCCUUGCGGGCACGCUCGCCACGCGGUGCUGGGCCAUGGUGAUCGCGGUGACCCUGUAUCUCAUCCACUGCCGCAGUCUCUGCUUCGUCCUCAGGUUCAGGGGAUGCUUCUACCUACUGGGUUUUGGUGCUCCAUUGUUCUUCACCGGAAUCUUGUUCCUGUUUGGCAAGCACCACAUGCACGACGAGAUUGAUCCGUCCUUCCACUAUGGAACAGACCAGUCCAUCCUUUCUGUCGUCUUCAUCUUAAUUUGCUGUGUGGUCACCAUUGUCUGCCUCGUUCUGAAGCAGCGGAAUGGCCGUGAUUACAAACCGCUCGCCACAGACGACCCAGAUGUCGAGCAGUCCAUCAAGGUCGGUAAAAUGAAAUCCAAGGUCAGAAAGAUCAAUGGCAGGGUCACCAAGCUGGGAGCCGACAGAACCUGUCAGAUCCAGAUCAAUUCUGAGUCGACCAAUCACAACACUUCUUACAAAAACGCUUGUAAUGACUGCGACCAGGGAUGUACUGGAGGUAUAGGAGGGUCUCACCCCGAAGUCCGAACCAGAAACCCUCAGCACAUACAAGUGGAGGAAAGCAUUGAGGACAUAGUUCCCUUCCCGUCGGAGAGCAGUAACCUUUUAUCGGACAGUUCUGAGAGUAGUUCCGAGACUCAUCUCACCCUGACGCGCUCCACCGAGGACCAGACCUGUAAAUACGGAUCGUGUUCACGCGAACAGAGGCGGCAGUGUAUGGGGCGACUGAGAGCAUACCAGUCGUCCGUGGCAAACGUCGCCAUCGGUGAUGACGGAGUCCGUGUCAAUCAGCCACGGCGUUGUCCCAAGGACGAGUACCAGACAAACCGUUUUCUGGUUCUCCUGGUGCUGCUACUGCUGUCCAUGUUCAUUGGUCUGUUCCUGUGUACAUGGAGACUGUUUAACAACCAGAUCUCAGGGAUAUACGUGGAAAUGGAGUUCCUGGACGCAGUCUUUAAUUACGGACAGGGUUUCAUUAUAUUGGCCAUAUUUGGUUUUGACACCAAAUACAUCUUUCUUCCAUUCAUAAGAAGUCUGACAACAAACGUCCGAAUCAAAUGGCUGAACCUGCUUUGUCUGAGGUGGCGCCGUUUCCUGUAUGGGGUGGAAGUCGUGCAAAUUCCAGAGAGAGGGGACCUAGACGAAGAGACAGUUCAUUUGUGUGAACAGUUCGUAAAGUACCAUAAAGAGAGCUGUGCUGGAAAGAUUGUCAGAGACCAAAAAUUCAAUUUCCGGGAGUACAAGGAUGUGUUCACAGGACUGGAGAUGUGUGAUUGGCUGAUAGAAGUGGGUUUGGUUCACGACCGCGGUGAAGCGGUCAAGUAUGGGAGAACGCUUCUGAUUGGUCGAGUGAUAGCACAUGUUAAAAAUGAACACCAUUUUCACGACUUGCCGUAUUUCUAUUUCUUCCUUGAUGAUGAGGAGGCCAUUUUAAGGAGUAUAACAGAAAACACAUGAGAACUUGUGAUUUAUGCUAGUAUUUUUGCUUAGAUUAUUUAUUUUUUGUAUUUUAGAUUUGUCUCUCAAUGUUUUUGACAUGUAAUCAUUGAAAC
This is a messenger RNA of Magallana angulata, 4660 nucleotides long. RefSeq names its product integral membrane protein GPR155-like. The record is from RefSeq and is a predicted model, not a curated record. NCBI's taxonomy places the organism in Eukaryota, Metazoa, Mollusca, Bivalvia, Ostreida, Ostreidae. Bases 1770 to 4565 code for a protein of 931 amino acids. Gene Ontology annotation, biological process: intracellular signal transduction; transmembrane transport. The transcript is spliced from 18 exons. Gene Ontology annotation, cellular component: membrane.